Sesamum indicum (sesame) is the source of this 2092-nucleotide messenger RNA. RefSeq lists its product as uncharacterized. The record is from RefSeq and is a predicted model, not a curated record. NCBI's taxonomy places the organism in Eukaryota, Viridiplantae, Streptophyta, Magnoliopsida, Lamiales, Pedaliaceae.
AUGUCCUUUUCUGCUUUUGUUCUAUUCUUUCACCUUCAUUUCUCAUUUUAUUUCCCCUUUUAUGCUAUUAGAGCAGACGCCCAGCUGUUAUUCUGCUGCUACCAUCAUGCUCUCUCUCUCUCUCUCUCUCGUUUCGAAAAGCUAAAUUUACCGUAUUAUGAGUUGUGUAUUUUGUCUUGUGAGUAUAAUUUUUCUUUUUUUUGUUUUUAUUUUUUUGAAUCGACCCUGUCCUACAGUAACAGCAUAGUGUAUAUGCUUGUUGCAUGGUGUUUUUUUUUCCUCCCUUGGUCUGAUCUCUUUGAACCAUUUGCUGUUGCUCUUCUUACAAUUUCCUAAGUUUACUAUUUCUGGGUCGCUAGUUAAGUCUUUUAUUGUGACUGAGCGGAAAAGCUGUUUGCCUAAACUAUAUACACUCCCUCCUAAUGAUAAAAGGACAAUGUCUUUGCCUCAGAGUUGUGAUGCUUCAGAGAUUAGCUUUUUUGGACCUAGAAUUUGCUGACAUCAGUAUGUUUUCACGUGGGUUGUUGUUUAGGAUGACAUCUCCCUGAAAGAACUUGUAGCUUAGUUCUAUAUAACAUCAGGGGAGUUACCAUUCAUUUGUUUUCAGGUAUCCCUGAAGAUUUCUGGUUCAAGAACCGUCUUCAAGAAUUCACACAAAAAGCCUCCAUACCACUUCCAAUAUAUCAAACUUCUAGUGAAGGGGUUCAGCAUGCACCCCGGUUUAGAUCUCGAGUAUGGGUGGACGGAACAUGCUUUGCAUCCCCAAGUACAUUCUCAAAUAGGAAGAUGGCAGAACAAGACGCUGCCAAGCAUGCACUGAUUGGCAUACAAGAAAAAGUAAAGAAUGAGGGAUCUUCACGUGUACAUCAGGAUUCAAUCUUUUGCAAGUCGAUCAUUUAUGAGUAUGCCCAGAAGAUGAAUCUCCAGCUACCUACUUAUGUGACAAAUGAGUCAAAGGCAAUGCUUCCCAUAUUUGUGUCAUCAUUGGUUUUAAAUGGUGUUACUUAUGUUGGCGAAGCUGGAAAAAAUAAGAAAGAGGCCGAGCAAUUUGCAGCACGUUCAGCUAUUUUAUCUAUUUUAGACUCUGAAUCGAGCACAACAAUGAGUGAGAUAGUUAAGUCUAAAUUUAAGUUAUACGACGCACUGAAGACAGUCAUGGAUUCAUCCAGUGUCCAGGUUGGCAAUGUGCCUGCUAGAGUGAACCCAUUGGAGGAUAGUGCUGCAAUUUCCUUAGUUAAUAAGAGGAAAGAAAUUGAUGUUGCUGAAGGCUCUUCCACUGAUCCUUGUGCUACAAUUUCGAAGUCUAGCUCAAUAGCGCCAUUUCCUGCUAUUCAGUUGACGCUUCCAGAGUCUACACCUGAAGAACUUUCAAACACCCAAGCUGCGCCCCAGUUCCUCCAUGAGUUCAAAAAGCCUAAAUCCCAGACUUCUUUGCCGGUAGUAGAUCCUCCCAUUGUAUUUGUGCCUCCAGCUUCAGAACCAGCUGUAAUAAGCUCAACAUCUGGGAAAAAGCGGAAUCGUAAGAACAAGAAGACCAAAAAGAAAGUGCUAGAUCAACCUCCGUUAACAAUUCCCUCAAUUCCUCAGAGCCUCCCUGCUUUCUCAGUGGCCCCAACGAGUGGCUAACUCUGGCUCGGCUUCACUGCAUUGUUGCCCAAUACCAAGUACUUUGCCAUUCUGGAGUCCGAAGCUAGAUCUAUGGUUUUCCAAUUCAAGCUCUGGCUUAAUUCCCGCUACGUUGUCGGGAAUCAGACUUGUCCCUCAAGAAUUGUGUUGCCUGCAGGUUUUCCCUGUAUCUGGUUGCUCAUCAGGCAAUUGCUUUGCCAAAUUCUUCCAUAUUGGUAUUUCACUUCUUGUAGAAGUAACGUAAUCUCGUUGCAGGAAAUUUGUAUAUCCUAGUCCCUCUCUUUUUCUUAUGAGCUCAUGGUUUGAAGCAGGGGAGGAUUGUGUUGAGCGUUCAGAUUAAGUGUAUAUCAGAUCAACACUUUCCGAGGUUAUGUCUAAUUACAAUCAUCGAAAUUGAGGUUCUAUGACUUUAAGGUCAUGGGAUUGAACCUAUUAACGUGUGGAAUGUUAUUCUAUUUUAAUAGUA